AUGGCAUACGCUCCUUUGCAGGACCAAUUGGGCUCCGCUGCAUGUCCGGUCGUCGUGCGUCCCCACAAACACGCCAAUAACUUUGAACUCCAGGACGAGAAUUUGCUACGUCUUCUCACCGACAGCGAUGUUGCAGACCUCCCUGUGGUGGUAUUGUCAGUCGCAGGGGGCUUCCGACUCGGAAAGUCCUUCCUUCUCGGCUUCUGCAUCAGGUACCUGAAGCAACUAGAGAUGUCGUCAGACCGAUCAGAUUGGAUGGGCGAGGAGAAUAUACCCUUGACGGGCUUUUCUUGGAAGUACGGCAGCGAAAGAGAGACGACUGGUAUCCAGCUGUGGGGAAAAGUUUUCAAAAUCAAGACACGACAACACGGACUCGUGGCUGUCGUUCUGAUGGACACGGAAGGUUCAUUCGACAACAGGUCCACGAUGGAAGGAAAUGUCACAGUUUUCUCAAUGAGCGUGCUACUGAGUUCUGUCCAAGUGUACAACCUGACCAAACAAAUAACCCAAUCCGACUUGGAACACCUGAAGCUGUUUACGGAGUAUGCUAGCAUGGCUAGAAGUGCUGGCGGCCGGGACAAAGAAGUGUUCCAGAAGCUCCUGUUUCUCAUUCGUGACUGGCAAUAUCCCGGAGAGAAGUCGUUCGGACUGGAAGGAGGAGAAGCGCUGCUUCAGCCUUUCCUUCAAAGGGACCCCACACUGCAAAAUGAAGUAUCCGAACUACGUGAAAACAUCCGAAACAGCUUCAGCGAAGUGAAAUGUUUCCUUAUGCCUAGACCUGGUGACGCGGUGGAGAACACGAAAUUCGACGGAAAACUUCGUGAUAUAUCUGGAGAUUUCAAGUAUCACUUGAAGAACCUCGUGUCUUGCCUUCUUUCACCUGAAAGGCUAAUUCCGAAAAAGAUCAACGGAAGAAUUGUCACGUGCAAGGAGCUCGUGUCCAUGUUUGAGAGUGUCACGCUGAGGAAGACCAAAUUCUCUGAAACCGUCCUUGUUGAGAAGAACACGACACAGUCAGCGGGAACAAAUGCUAGCACCAAUUUUUGCAAUAACUAA
Messenger RNA from Ornithodoros turicata, 1056 nucleotides. RefSeq names its product atlastin-2-like. Bases 1 to 1056 code for a protein of 351 amino acids. The record is from RefSeq and is a predicted model, not a curated record. Gene Ontology annotation, molecular function: GTPase activity; GTP binding. Lineage: Eukaryota; Metazoa; Arthropoda; Arachnida; Ixodida; Argasidae. Gene Ontology annotation, biological process: protein homooligomerization; endoplasmic reticulum organization. The transcript is spliced from 5 exons.